Striga asiatica is the source of this 717-nucleotide messenger RNA. NCBI's taxonomy places the organism in Eukaryota, Viridiplantae, Streptophyta, Magnoliopsida, Lamiales, Orobanchaceae. The record is from the annotation of a GenBank genome assembly.
AUGCCUCGCGGACCUCAAGGCCAGUCUGUGGAUGAGCAAUAUGUUUGUCGUACUGAUUCUUCCAAAAGGACCACGGGUUCCUCCUGCGUGGCGGCCUCAGAUCUGGCCAAUAGAGUUUCAGCUUCGCCACGAAUGCGGGACCCCCUUUUUGCANAUCCCAUAGUUGAGCUGGUUACCGGAUUUUGUGGGAUCCCGUCGUUCAUCUUCAUUCCAAAUACUGCCUUAUUUUGUAGAACCAUAUCAAGUGCAGCCAAUGGGUAUCCAGGGGAUAUGAGAGUGGCGGACUUUAGGAAGGAGGUGCAAAAAGGGGGUCCCGCAUUCGUGGCGAAGCUGAAACUCUAUUGGCCAGAUCUGAUGCCGCCACGCAGGAGGAACCCGUGGUCCUUUUGGAAGAAUCAGUACGACAAACAUAUUGCUCAUCCACAGACUGGCCUUGAGGUCCUUGAUUUUUUCAGACUGGCCGUCCGCAUGUUCGAACAACUUGAAACUCCAUAUCUCGCCAUACCGCGAGGCAUCUCGUUAGAUGUGUCUGAUUUUCUUAACGGUUACUUGAACCCGGCUGGACACCCGCCUGGACUUUAUCGAAAGGUUUUUGUGCCCGUUGGUGAUUUCUCAUGUGCGGGGGUGCAUGAAAAAACUUGGGUCUCCGUACCUCAAGAAAAUGACACUUUGGGAAGAUUCGAAUGCACCGCAAGCACCGGUGGUUUACCUCUUUGA